AAAACAGUUGUGAUGCUGGAUAAAACAUAUACCAGUGUAGAAUAUAUAUCUUUCUCUCUUUAUAUAAAACCAUCAUGUGUUUUAAACUUUUCUAGGCUGUCAUCUGAGUCAAACCUAUUUGCAUUUGUGAAACAAAGUGCAUUUGCCUUUUAAAUAAACUACAUUAUAUUUUUGCGAAACACCAGUGGACAGGCCAGGGUUUAGAAACAACAGAGAUGACAUAUAUGUCAAGCAAGAAAAUGGAGAAUUCACAGAGGCCCAUGCUUUUUUUUUUAGGGAUAUACAUUUUCUCAAUGCAGUGGAUACUGACCCAUCAGAGAGUCAAUGUGGCCUUAAAAGGAAUAGCAACACAAUCUUCCAUAUACGCUAACAGAUAUGCUUCCUUAGCUAUUGAUGGCAACCGGCAAUCUAACGCAUAUUACUACUCAUGUACUACUACAAAUGCUCAGUACAGCCCAUGGUGGAGUGUGGAUUUGUUGGCAGUGUAUGACAUUAGCGAUGUAAUCGUCACUAACAGAGGCGACUGCUGUCCAGAACGGAUAAAUGGUGCUGAGAUCCACAUUGGCAACUCCUUAAUCAACAACGGCAACAACAACCCAAGAUGUGUUGUUAUCCCUAGCAUCCCUGCUGGUGUCUCCGCAAAUUACACCUGCAAUAUGCGGGGUCGUUAUGUGAAUAUCAUCCUGCCCACCAUUACCCAGCACCUCACUCUCUGUGAAGUGGAAGUCUAUGGAGUUCGUGUUACUAAGAAGGCACUUCUGAGAUUAAAGUUUAACAGCAGCGAGGAUCUCAGCAAUGCUACUCUGAGGGACGAAGUUCUUAAAAAGAUCAAAUCUGUCUAUCUACAGUCACCAGAAUUUCAGGUUCAUUGGACAAAAGAACCAGAACUGCAAACUGAAACUUAAAAAAGGUGGCAGAAAAUCAUCUUAAAUAUUCAGAAGAAGACAUUUUACAGACCAGUGUAGAACAAAACACUGUGAUAAUGCUAAUUAUCAUGAACCUUUUUUUAAUCAUCAGCAUCUAAUAUUGCCAGGACACUGAAUACAACAUUCAGAAUCCCUGCCAAUUAGAAAUGUUGAUAACCAAACAAUUAUCAUAAUCUUGAUGAACUUGGGUAUGUUUGGAAAAAUGUUUAAAACAAAGACUGUACAAAUGAAAUUUAGGACUGAGGUUUUACUCCCUGGCACAUGAUAUAUGUCUACUUUUAUUUAUUUAUUUAUUUAUUUAUUUAUUUAUUUAUUUAUUUAUUUAUUUAUUUAUUUAUUUAAAUACUUAUUUCCAUAUAAUACAUUACAUUACACGUACAUUGUACAUCUACAACUUUAAACAAUCCUUUUUCAGAGCAUUCCAUUCAAACACAAAUAUUUCACAUUGUAUGAGAAUCUUGGGAUUUCAUCUUAUCACGCCACUGUAAAAACCAAAACCAUUUAAUACUGAGUUGUUGUUUUUUUUACUCUGAUUAUCAGUGCUCAGAUCAAUCCAGCAUCUCAUUUAUCAUUAUUAUAAGGACUGAUUGUUUAUAAAACCAUAAAACCAAACAUUGACAUUAUUUCACCUGUUCACAUAGUAUCACAUAUUUAGCCAAAUCUAAACUGACCUCUGCAAUUUGUAUAACUGGAUACUUAGGGUAAUAUAUUUUCAAGGAAUGCAUAACAAAGUUUGCUAUCUAUACGUUUGUGUGUGUGUGUUGUAAGUGACAAGCUGUAACUGACAAGCUGUUUUGUCACAAAAUACUUGUUCAUCUGCAUAACCCAAUUACUGAAAAGGAGGAAUAUUUCUCAUGCAAAUGUUGACAUAGAUAUUAAAGUCAGCCUAUCCCAUACAUUAUCUUGAGCAUAUACUUUUUGUUUACCAGUAUGUAAAUGUAACGAGGCAAGUAGGACCUGUACACCAGAGGGAGCCCUCGCCUGAGUAUUAAUAUCUGGGACUUAUUUCCGGUUUCUAGGCUAUUUAAACAGCCAGCUUCCCUUUGUUCUUUGUGAAGCGUCGUUUCUCUUUGAGUACGUGCCAAGCCUUCAAUUGUUCUAAGUCUGGAUUGCUACUGUGUAUGAUCUCUGCCUGUUAUAGUUCUACUAGGAUUUUCGGAUUUCGGUUUCCUUUUGAAAGUGUAUUUGUUUCCUCGGUUUCUGACUCUUCCGCCUGCCUUAUCGUUUUUGAUUAUUGC
Molecule: messenger RNA, 2164 nt
Organism: Hemibagrus wyckioides
Lineage: Eukaryota; Metazoa; Chordata; Actinopteri; Siluriformes; Bagridae
Product: fucolectin-like
Exons: 8
Coding region: 216-905 (229 amino acids)
Source: RefSeq, a predicted model, not a curated record